AGCUGGAGAGUAAUCGACGUGGCGUCAUUACGUCAUCACGCAGCGGUAGCUGUGCGUACGCUUAGUCAAACAGGCACGUUUGUUUUCAUGGUAGGUAGUGGAUGAUAGAACGCUACAAAAGUUUUUGAAAGUAUAACAAUCCACCGCAGAGACAGGUUUACACUGUGCAUUGACGAACUCUCAGGCAUUUACGAGAUGUCUUCUCCCGCGCCCAUUAUCAGAUCGAGACAGACAGAGAAAGAAGUCAAUGGAAUUUCAACACAGGUCGCCUGUACAGAGUUCAGUAAUUACAUAUUUGUAGUACUCACACAGUACGGCAAAAUUGGGACAUUGAUAUCUGUCACACCUGACUCCAGAUCUAAUGAUAUCACCACCCCGACGUUGUCCACCAAAGUACUGCUGGGCAAAGACGAGCCACUGACACAUGUCUGUGCCAAAAACCUGGCAACAUUUGUUUCACAAGAAGCCGGCAACAGGCCUGUCUUACUGGGACUGGCACUAAAAGACUCUUCCAUAGAUUCAAUAAAACAAAUGAAAGAGAUCAUCAGAAGUUGUCAAGUCUGGUAAAAAGUGAGCAAAAUGGACAUGAAGUGUUCUGGAUGCCCCUAAUAUUAUUAUUAUUAAUUUUUUUUUGCUUCUUUUUAAUCUGAAAAGAUUUCUCCUGUUUUCUAUAAUUGUAAUUUUAAACAAAACUCUGUUGCUUUUGCUCCAAGACAGAAAUGUAAAAAUCCAAUUUCAUUUACACUGAUUGUUUUGAUUUGGUGAGACAGUAAGAAAUGCCUUCUGGGAAACAUAAUUAAGGGUUUAUCUGACUGCAAAGAAGGAUUUUCAGCCUUCAACUGUGCUCUGAAAAGCUGAACUAAAUUAUUGUUUGCAAAGCUGUGGCAAAUUGUUCUGCUACUUUUACUGUAAGACAGUUUUUCUUUAUACUUUAUACUGUUACUUGAAUGUUAUAUUCUAAAAUGUUUCAUGGUGAUUGUUUAAUAAAAUAGGCCCAUUAAAAAAA
Monopterus albus (swamp eel) is the source of this 1006-nucleotide messenger RNA. RefSeq names its product proteasome (prosome, macropain) assembly chaperone 3 (gene psmg3). Bases 196 to 567 code for a protein of 123 amino acids. The record is from RefSeq and is a predicted model, not a curated record. Gene Ontology annotation, biological process: proteasome assembly. NCBI's taxonomy places the organism in Eukaryota, Metazoa, Chordata, Actinopteri, Synbranchiformes, Synbranchidae. The transcript is spliced from 3 exons.